AUGCAAGAGUCACUGGACAAGAAGGAGAACAAACUUCUCUCUAUUUUUGGCCCUGGCACUGAGCUAAAACUAAUAAUAUCUUUGUCUUUGCCCUAUUUUCAGGAAGCAGUGUUGUUUCCACACACAGUUACCGCUGAACAGCAGUCCAUGGUUUUGGUGAAAAGGCUUCUGGCCAUCUCUGUUUCCUGUAUAACAUACCUGAGAGGGCUGUUCCCAGAGAGCUCAUAUGGAACUCGCUAUUUAGAUGACCUCUGUCUGAAAAUCCUUCGAGAAGAUAAAAGCUGUAUGGGAUCACUGCAGAUAGUCAAGUGGAUUCAAGGUUGUUUUGAUGCCCUAGAAAAGAACUAUUUGCAUAUGGCUGUCCUGGCAAUUUACACUAAUCCCAAGGAAACAGAGAGAGUGACUGAGCUGUAUCAGUUCAAAUUCAAGUACACAAAGGGCAGACCACAGAUGGACAUCAUAAGCAACAAAAUGGCCUCUAUGAAUGGGGUAUGCAGUGGGGAGAUUAAGAAAGCCAGUGUUCUCUUGACCCGUAAACUGUACCUCUUAAUGCAGAACCUCAAACUUCCCAAUGAUAUUACCCUGACCAUGAAACUCUUCUACUAUAAUGAUGUAACUCCUGAUGAUUACCAGCCCCCUGGCUUUAAGGAAGGCAGUAGCCCAGAUAACCUGCUGUUUGAUGGUGAUCCUGUCAACCUGAAAGUAGGAUCUGUCUCCACUGGGUUUCAUAUCCUAAAAGUGAGGGUAACAACUGAGAAUAAGAGGAUGAGGGCAUUGGGAAGCAACCUGGUCCAGGAGAAUGGCCCAACUGAGAUUUCCCAUCAAGGGCUAGAUUGUGAUGAAGAAGAAGAAGGUAAUAGAAAGAACAACCCUUUGCCUGUCAGGGUACAGUCAAGUAAACAUGGGAAGAGCAUAAGUGACACAAAUUCAGGCUGGCAGACUGAAGUGUUUAGUCUUCACUCUCAAAACACAGAAAUAGCACUAAAACUGGAGUUGUAUCUGAAACUGACACAGGCUCAAUGCCAGCAUGAAAUUUAG
Molecule: messenger RNA, 1038 nt
Organism: Alligator mississippiensis (American alligator)
Lineage: Eukaryota; Metazoa; Chordata; Crocodylia; Alligatoridae
Gene: HORMAD2
Product: HORMA domain containing 2
Source: RefSeq, a predicted model, not a curated record